Molecule: messenger RNA, 507 nt
Organism: Entrophospora candida
Lineage: Eukaryota; Fungi; Glomeromycota; Glomeromycetes; Entrophosporales; Entrophosporaceae
Source: the annotation of a GenBank genome assembly
AUGCUUCGUUUUUCCAAGUCUUUGUUAUUAUUUACUUUUAAUAAUAAAUCAAAAAUUAUUUUAACUAAACAAUUAACAAACAUUAGUUUAAAUACCUUAAGUGAUAAUCUAAAAGCCACUUCUCAGCCUAAACGUGUAGGUCGUGGGCCUGCAUCAGGUGUGGGCAAAACAAGUGGAAGAGGACAAAAAGGACAAAAAGCAAGAGGCGGUACUCGCAAUCCAAGAAGAGGAUUUGAAGGUGGUCAAACGCCUAUUACUAAAGCUUUUCCAAAACGUGGAUUUCAUAAUUAUAAUGCCAAAGUUUAUGCACCUUUAAAUACAACAUUGGAUAAAUAUGGAGUGAAACUAUUGGCUGAUGGAUCAGAAUAUUUUAAUGCUCGGAUUAAUAUUGAAGUGGCAAGAGCAUCACAAAAAGCUAUUAAAGCAGUUGAAAGGUGUGGCGGUAUGCGUGGUAUUCAAAUCCGAUUAACAGAGGAUAUUUGGUUAAACAAGAAACCAAAAAACUUU